Molecule: messenger RNA, 569 nt
Organism: Pseudogymnoascus destructans
Lineage: Eukaryota; Fungi; Ascomycota; Leotiomycetes; Thelebolales; Thelebolaceae
Gene: HNT1
Product: hit protein 1
Exons: 6
Coding region: 87-488 (133 amino acids)
Biological process (GO): nucleotide metabolic process
Molecular function (GO): catalytic activity
Source: RefSeq, a predicted model, not a curated record
CUUGUUCUCUGAGCUUAUAUAAAACUAGGACAACUCUCAAGGAGCAUCAGAUUACUUCUCAAGUUCACCAACCCAGAAAGAAAAAUAUGUCAGCCUGUAUUUUCUGCAAGAUCAUCAAGGGGGACAUCCCUUCCUUGAAGCUGUUUGAGAGUGACAAGGUCUUUGCCUUCCUCGACAUCAAUCCGCUCAGCCGCGGCCAUGCUCUCGUGAUUCCCAAGUUUCACGGCGCGAAGCUCACGGAUAUCCCGGACGACCAGCUCUCUGAGCUCUUGCCCGUUGUGAAGAAGAUUGUCAACGCUACCGGCGCCGAGAACUACAAUGUUCUGCAGAACAACGGAAGAAUUGCUCACCAGGAAGUUGAUCAUGUUCAUUUCCACAUGAUCCCGAAGCCAAACGUUAAGGAAGGGCUUUCGGUGGGAUGGCCCCAGCAGAAGACCAACAUGGACAAGCUCAAGGAGCUCCUGGCGGAAGUUCAAGCGAAGAUGUAGAAAUGGUAACUACAGUGCGCAUACAGGUAGAGAGGAAAUCACAAUACGUAUACAAACGAAUACAAGCUCAAGUAAAUCCCA